AGUCACGAGAGCCCUUGUUUGGCACCUAAACACUCUUUUCCGCUUACUAACACUCACAGUAAGGUAAACGGGUUUUUGUAUACGACGCGAAGGCGAGUUAACCAGUCGAUCGACAUCCACUGACCGGGUCGCAUUAGUUAAUACCGUACGCUUAACGCCACAUAUAUUACUAGCAACAUGAAGACCGCACCUGUGUUCCUCGUCGUGCUGUUGUCCAUCAUUUGUGUCGUCCAUUGUAAGGACCUGAUUGUGGGCUCCAGUUUCAACAACAGACUCAUACACCAAGAAAAAGCCGAGUACAAUGCUAUCCCACUCAAGAAGCGAGUUAAAGAAGUAUUUUUCUCCGAUCCUGGACAACAAAUUAUCAAGGGUAUAAUCCUACGAGACUUGGACCACACUGAGGCCAUUCCCAGUGUCACAGCUGGAGGAGUGGGCUUCUCUUACGCUAACAUCAGGCUGAAGAGCGAACGGGGCUCAGGACUCAACUACCAGGUGGAAAUCUACGUAUAAGCUGUAAAACCCCACCGAUAACAUUUACUACUUACCUUAUAUGAAACUAUGAAGGUAUUAUUUCUCUCUCAGACUCUUACAUGCUUAAAAUCUGUGUGUUUAAGUAAGAGAAUUGUGUUUAUCGUACACAUUGUACUAGUAUUUCUUAAGAAAUACGGAAACAUUUUCCUAUAAAGUUUGAUUUAUUGUUGUACAAGUCUUUAAUUUAUAUUAUAAUAACAAUGGACGUUUUACAUAAUAUAUGCAAAUUAAAAAAUUAAGUCAGGUAUGUAAUGUCAAUAAAAAAUCUGAACAUAUAGUAAGAAAAAGUAAUUGCCUUCUAUCAACUAUGCUCAUAAACCUUCGUAAGGAAAUGCGAGAGUCUGGGAAGAGUGAAUAACCAUAACAUUAUUUAUAAUUAAUGUUAUCGAUAAUGCAAUACUUUACUCAAUAAUUUAAAAUAAAUA
Spodoptera litura is the source of this 956-nucleotide messenger RNA. RefSeq lists its product as uncharacterized. Lineage: Eukaryota; Metazoa; Arthropoda; Insecta; Lepidoptera; Noctuidae. The record is from RefSeq and is a predicted model, not a curated record.